CUCCUCUCAAAUAAGUUCAGAAAAGAAAGACCAAGCCAAACCUAGGGGUUUUAGGUGCAGCUUCUGUCCUAAGUAGUUUUCUAUGUUUCAAGCCCUCGGAGGUCAUCAGAACGCACAUAAAGAGGAGCGUGCACCGGAAAAACAAGAUAAAGAUCUCGAUCUAAGAGGGCUCGUGCACCAGCCACAUCCUCACUAUUCUUAUUCAAGUUUGUACCUUCGACCUCACCUUUAUAGGUCUUAUAGUGGGGCAUUAGGGCUAAUUGAUCCUACGAUCCAGAAUCCUCUCCCUGUGGCUUACCCGUUAAAAUCUGUAAGGCCUCGCUACAGCCAGGCUAGUGGAAUCAUGAUAGACAAUUUCUAAACUAAUCGGAGUGCUGGUUUUCCGAUGAGAAUGGAGGGUUCGAGUGUUUCAACGUCAAGUAGGACAACCAGCAAUUCUCUUGAUCAUUUGCCUCAGAAGAAAAAGGAUCAACAUGAUUAUACCGACGAUUCAGAACUUGAUCUAUCGCUCAAACUCUAAUUAAACUAUGAUUAUCAUUGGAAGUUAAUUUGCUGAGAUUUUCUUCUUUAGUAAUUCUAAAUAUCUUGUGGUCUUUAUGUUAAUAUAUAAUUUCAAUUGUU
Molecule: messenger RNA, 621 nt
Organism: Rubroshorea leprosula
Lineage: Eukaryota; Viridiplantae; Streptophyta; Magnoliopsida; Malvales; Dipterocarpaceae
Source: the annotation of a GenBank genome assembly